CCCUCGCAGCUUGCCAUUGUGACGUCACACCCAAACAAGAAAUAGUUUGCUGGUGAUUAUUACAGCCGGGUGGUUCAAACUAAGUGGAUUUUCUCUUCAUAGCUUAUUUUCAUCAUAAUGUCUCAAGAUCCAUGGUUACAGAAUUACGAUGCCAAUUGUCGCUUGGCACAGGAAAUAGCAGAAAACAUUCAUGAACGGAACAGGCAGCAGAGAACAGGGGGGAACCCUGCUAAGAUCAACAUGACACUACGGGCAUCAAUGCAGAAGCUCAAACAGAAUAUUGCCCAGCUUAAAGAAGGUUUGUUGCGGGCCUCAUCAAGUCGGCGCUUAAUGCAAUCGGAAGCUGAUAGGAGGCAGAAUCUUAUCGAUGACCUGCUAACCAGAGAGAAGCAGCUCAAUGCCACCUUCAAGGGAGACAUCGCAGAGCCUGAACCUUCCAGGUCGACGUUGAUGGGAGCAGGGGCAGGAACUAGUGGAGGUGUUGUCGCCAACCCCUGGCUGAUCAACGAAUCAGAGGAGACCUCAGGGCUGACCUUCGGAGAGAUCAAACAGCAGCAACAACGAGUCAUCGAAGCUCAGGAUGCAGGCUUGGAUGCACUAGCGGCUGUCAUCAGCAGACAGAAGAUAAUGGGCAAGGAGAUUGGCAAUGAACUGGAGGAACAGAAUGAAAUCAUUGACGACCUCGCACAUCUUGUGGACAAGACAGACGACAGGAUUCGUAACGAGACACGAAGGGUGAAGCUGGUGGAGACCAAGUCGGCCUCCUGCGGGAUGCUGGUGGUGAUCGUACUGCUUCUUAUUGCAAUCAUAGUUGUCGCCGUAUGGCCUGUGUAGCAGAUGAGGACGGCAGUGUUCAUGGACCUGUGCUAAACGACUACUGCUAUGACACUUUGGUGCAGAACACCAGCUUGAAACCUUUGCACCUGCAGUACACACAUGUACAGUUAAUUAAACACUUUCUCACACAGAUUUUAUUUUGUUAUUCUUCAUCUUCAUAUUGAGACAAAGGUCAUUUGUUGCUGCCCAACCAAGCCAAUGUGAAAUAAAGACUUAAGUCCUGUAGCAGCACACUUGCAUGUUUCUAUACAGUAAAUUGUUGGUUGGGUGAAUGACAUUAGCAUCCCAGCAGAAUUUUUUUUUCUAUAGAAUAUGUAAAUUGUCCUCUGUACCAGUUGUUCAAGUGGAUAUUAAAGUGACAAUGUAUUAAAGAGUUAAAUUAUUUGGAGGUUUGUAAGCCCUUAAAAAAUAAAUAAUUGUAGCUUGGACUGUGGCAAAUGUUGACCCAACAGCAGGACCUCCCGCUGGUAACAGGAGCUUUCCUGUCAUAAGUCUGUCUGUGGUCUGGGCUGAGACUCACACUGGGCAAUGUAAUUCCGCAAGCUUUGCAAUAUUCACACUCCUUUAUAUUUACCCAUUCGUUACUGUAGCAGCUGUAAUGUUAUCAUUUGUCUUGGGAUUUUUUAAACAUUUAUAGAAUAGCACUCAGCCAAAACAAACAGCUUGGCUUUGUAACUAACAUGGCUGCUCUCCUUCCUUGUAAAUCAAUUCCGCUUGUAAUUUCUAAUAAAUGACAUUUCCAGUUAAUAGUC
Etheostoma spectabile (orangethroat darter) is the source of this 1589-nucleotide messenger RNA. It is a transcript of the gene stx8, whose product is annotated as syntaxin 8. NCBI's taxonomy places the organism in Eukaryota, Metazoa, Chordata, Actinopteri, Perciformes, Percidae. Gene Ontology annotation, molecular function: SNAP receptor activity; SNARE binding. The coding region runs from base 118 to 834 and encodes 238 amino acids. Gene Ontology annotation, cellular component: endomembrane system; SNARE complex. The transcript has 8 exons. Gene Ontology annotation, biological process: intracellular protein transport; vesicle fusion. The record is from RefSeq and is a predicted model, not a curated record.